This is a messenger RNA of Aplosporella prunicola CBS 121167, 357 nucleotides long. RefSeq lists its product as uncharacterized. Lineage: Eukaryota; Fungi; Ascomycota; Dothideomycetes; Botryosphaeriales; Aplosporellaceae. The transcript has a single exon. Bases 1 to 357 code for a protein of 118 amino acids. The record is from RefSeq and is a predicted model, not a curated record.
AUGACGAGCGAGCGUUCUAGCGGCGCAGUUGCAGUCGCAGUCGCAGAAGCGCUUGCGGGCGUUUGGGAGGGGACGGAAGGGCUUGUUGGUGCAGCUGUGACGGUGGCAGCGCAGGCCGAGGGUAACUAUAGAAAGCAUGCUAAGCAAGGAGAGCAAGACGACGAGAGGAAAGAGCAGAGAGCGCGAGGGAAGAGGUCAGGCCAGACCAGACCAGACCCCGCACCACCCUACACUUACUACCACAUGCUCGCAGUAGUUAGGAGUAUGCGCCGUCGCAACACGACAGACGGGCAGCACCGCAGCCGCGCAUAUACCCCCUCCCGUCCGUUGUCGCAACGCGUCUCACAAGCCUCCUAG